This is a messenger RNA of Aspergillus fijiensis CBS 313.89, 1767 nucleotides long. Its product is annotated as translation initiation factor eIF5. Gene Ontology annotation, cellular component: cytosol. The record is from RefSeq and is a predicted model, not a curated record. The transcript has a single exon. Lineage: Eukaryota; Fungi; Ascomycota; Eurotiomycetes; Eurotiales; Aspergillaceae. Bases 278 to 1555 code for a protein of 425 amino acids. Gene Ontology annotation, molecular function: GDP-dissociation inhibitor activity; eukaryotic initiation factor eIF2 binding; translation initiation factor activity. Gene Ontology annotation, biological process: formation of cytoplasmic translation initiation complex; formation of translation preinitiation complex; translational initiation.
UUUCGAUCACCACCUGCCGCUCAAGCUGCAAUCGUUUCGCUUCACGUCGAAACCUUGUAGUAGACAUUCGAAGUCCUGUGGCUGAAAGCUUUUGGGCUGCCCUCCAUCGUUCUCGUUCUAAACGAUCGCAAAACAAAAAACCGCCACCAUUCCUUCUCAACUAGGAAUCUACGCAUGUCUUGUUCUUACAAGAUAUCCCUGGUCCAGAAUCCUCCCCGCUUAAUAUAACCACAACAAUCAGUCUUCCUGAAGAUUUUUAUCAACCUCAACCGUCAUCAUGGCUACUGUCAACAUUCGUCGGGAUGUCUCCGAUCCCUUCUACCGCUACAAGAUGGAGCGCCUGCAGUCGAAGAUCGAGGGCAAGGGCAACGGUAUUAAGACCGUCGUUGUCAACUUGAACUCGGUCGCUCAGUCUCUGGCUCGGCCUCCCGCUUAUGUCAUCAAGUACUUCGGCUUCGAGCUCGGUGCUCAGGCCAACGCUAAGCCGACCGAUGACCGCUGGAUCAUCAACGGUGCUCAUGAUGCCCCCAAGCUUCAGGACUAUCUCGAUGGCUUCAUCUCCAAGUUCGUGCUCUGCAAGAAGUGCAAGAAUCCGGAAACGGAUGUCAACAUCAAGGACGAGAAGAUCUUCUUGGAUUGCAAGGCCUGUGGUCAACGUUCCGAGGUCGACUCUCGUCUCAAGCUGAGCACCUUCAUCCUGCGUGAUGUCGCCUCGGGCAAGGGAGGAAAGAAGGACAAGGCUUCGAAGAAGGAUCGCCGCGAUCGUAAGAAGGAGAAGAACAAGGCAGCCAACGGUGACAGCAAUGGCAGCCCCGGAGACAGCAACUCCGACAACGGCGAUGAGGAGAGCCCCGAUGCCGCCCUGGAAGCAGGAAGCGACGACGAGCUCACCCGCCGCAUCAAGGCUCAGGCCCAGAAAAUUGAGGCCGAGGAUGAAAUUGAUGACGAUGACUGGGCGGUCGACGUCUCCGAGGAGGCCGUCAAGGCUCGUGCCAAGGAGCUCCCCGAUGAUCUCAAGCGCACCCUCGUUCUGGAGGAUGCCGACGAGGACGGUGCCGAUGGCCCGUCCGCCUACGAUGAGCUUGGUAGCUGGAUCAUCGACGCUGCUGCUCAGAAGGGUGGCGUCACUGGUGUCAGCGAUGUCGACAUCUACAUGAAGGCCAAGGAGUAUGGCAUCGAGAGCAAGCACAAGACUCUGGCCGUUCUCGCCCAAACCAUCUUCGACGACAAGAUCGUUAAGCAAAUCCCCGCCCGUGCCGGUCUUCUCAAGAAGAUGAUCACUUCCGAGCGUCACGAGAAGGCUUUCCUGGGUGGAACCGAGCGCUUCGUCGGCAAGGACCGCCCCGAGCUGAUCGGGCAGAUUCCUGCCAUUCUGCUCAAGUACUACGAGCACGACCUCAUCUCUGAGGACACCCUCAAGGCUUGGGGUUCCAAGGCUAGCAAGAAGUACGUCGACAUCUCGACCAGCAAGAAGGUCCGCAAGGCCGCUGAGCCCUUCCUCGAGUGGCUUGAAAACGCCGAGAGCGAGGAGGAGAGCGAGGAAGACGAUGAGUAGACUGUCGCCAGCUUGCUGGUUUCUAGUUCUAGAUGAUCGCUUUCGGGAAUUCUUCCACCUGUUGUCUCUUCGCUUAUUGUUUUUCUCACCGACUCCACUCAUUUGAUGCGUAUACUCGGUUUUGACCCGCUGUUGCUUGAGUUUGUUGUCUGAGAGGUUUACACAAGACGAGAACAUAUUAGUUAGCUACCAAUAAACUUCUCUGCUCUAUA